CAGUCACUGAUGCUGAUGCAGCCUCCGCCUCCAGCCUCUCACACAAAGAGCCGACCUCUCGUUGCUUUCCUGUUUCCGGCGCUGCUGGUUAACACACAAGCUGCUGCUGCUGCUGCUGCCCGGGCCCGGGGACACAGUCCUGCAAUAACAAAGUUACAGCGGACACUUGGACAAACAAGGAAGGAGCGAGUGGUCCACACUGUCUGCGGGAUGGAAGCAGGUCUUUGCAAAGAGAAAGUGGCGACUUUCACCAAAAGCUUCAAGGCGGUUCCGCACUACAGCUUUGCCCAGAACGUGGCCACCAGCGGGGACCUUCUGCAAGCCUAUCUCCACCGUCUGGUCAUCCAGGAAACGUCGCACGUCUUCAAGCACGUCCUUCCUGUCGAGGGGAAGCCGAUAACCAAUCAGAAAAACACAGGCCGCUGCUGGAUAUUUUCCUGCCUCAAUGCCCUGCGCCUUCCAUUCAUGAAGAAAUUCAACAUCGAAGAAUUUGAGUUCAGCCAAGCCUACUUAUUCUAUUGGGAUAAGCUCGAGCGUUGUUACUACUACUUGAACGCGUUUGUUGAUAUCGCUAAAAGAACUGGCGAGGAGAAGGAGCCAGUGGACGGCAGGCUGAGUCAGUUCCUGCUCUCCAACCCUUCCAACGAUGGCGGCCAGUGGGAUAUGCUGGUCAAUCUCAUCACGAAGUAUGGAAUUAUGCCAAAGAAGUGCUUCCCUGAAUCUCACAGUUCAGAGGCCAGCAGAGCCAUGAACAAUGUUCUCAAUCACAAGUUGCGAGAAUUCUGUUGGCGUCUGAGAAAGCUAGUGGACAACGGGUCGUCUAAAGAGGAACUCACGGCCCAAGUGGAUGAGAUGAUCGAACAGAUCUACAGAGUCAUCAAUAUCUGCCUGGGCACUCCUCCUGAAACCUUCACUUGGGAAUUCAGAGACAAAGAGAAAAACUACCAUAAGAUUGGGCCCAUCACACCUCUGGAGUUUUACCAAGAGCAUGUGAAGCCUGUCUUCAACGUGGAAGACAAGGUGUGUUUGGUGAACGACCCCAGACCCUUCAAUUCCUACGGGAAGCUGUACACAGUGGACUUCCUGAAUAACAUGUCCAAUGCACGUCAGACUUUGUACAUUAACCAGCCCAUUGAGGUGUUGAAGAAGAUGGCAGCUGCUUCCAUCGCCGAUGGAGAGGCCGUCUGGUUUGGGUGUGAUGUCGGUAAACAGUUUAGCAGCAAGCUUGGAAUCAGCGACCCCAACAUCCUGAAUCGAGAGCUACUGUUCGGAGUGACUCUGAAAGACCUGGGGAAAGCGGAGCGACUGAUGUACGGGGAGUCCAUGAUGACUCAUGCCAUGGUUCUCACUGGCUUCACCGACAAGGGUGACGAUGAGGCAGAGUACGAGAAAUGGAGAGUGGAAAACUCAUGGGGGGAAGAAAGUGGGAACAAAGGUUACCUGAUCCUGUCGGACACGUGGUUCGAUGAGUAUGUCUUUGAGGUGGUGGUGGACAGGAGGUUUGUGCCGGCAGAGAUUCUGAAAGUACUGGAGCAGGAGCCCAGAGUGCUCCCGGCCUGGGACCCAAUGGGGGCUCUGGCGUGACGAAUGUUCUCACCUCGCAGGCACUCCAAAUACAACUCGUCUUAUCAGCUAGCUGCAGAUCGAAAUAUCUUAAUUCUUCCGUUUAGCGGGAACUUUUUUCUUCCGAUGGCGAACUAUUAAUGUGGGGUAAUAAAAUUUGUGGACUUCAAA
Messenger RNA from Leucoraja erinaceus (little skate), 1734 nucleotides. It is a transcript of the gene blmh, whose product is annotated as bleomycin hydrolase. The coding region runs from base 10 to 1584 and encodes 524 amino acids. Gene Ontology annotation, cellular component: cytoplasm. The record is from RefSeq and is a predicted model, not a curated record. NCBI's taxonomy places the organism in Eukaryota, Metazoa, Chordata, Chondrichthyes, Rajiformes, Rajidae. The transcript has 12 exons. Gene Ontology annotation, molecular function: cysteine-type aminopeptidase activity. Gene Ontology annotation, biological process: proteolysis; response to toxic substance; L-homocysteine catabolic process.